AUGAGAAGGCACGGCAAAGGCUCUGCGUUCGACAUCAGCAUCCACCACGAUGAGCUGGAGCAGCACCGCCGCCAGCUCGAGCAGAAACUCAAAUCUGGGAUUUCGGCGCCUCUACCUGUGGCCAGCGACGACGAGGACUCACCGUUUACCAACAACAAUAGUUCGAUAGAGUACCCGAGGCAUGAUUCUGGAGCGAUACCUUACCCGGAUUUUCCCUCGUUCGCGCAUAGGUCGGGAGAGUUUGUAGAGGCGGAUAGCCAGAUGCAUGGGUGGUCGUAUAGGACGGGCGAUGAUGACGAGGGGAUUAAUCCGUAUGGCCAGGAGACGAUGUCGACUAUGCAUCAUCAUGCUAGUGCCCUCACUAUUACCGCUGGACUCGGUGGGCGGGGCGCGCGAAGAGACAUCAGCCUCAGCGGCGCGGAGUACGACCCUGACAGACCACUCAACCAAAUCAUGGCUGGCGUUGGCAAAUUGAGCAUGUUCGACGAAGGGUCCAAGUCUAAAAAUAAUAUCAACAGCACUACCUUUGAGCCACUCGUGGUUGAUAGCACCGCUGAGCUGGACAGGAUACUUCAGUCUGGCUACGCGCCUCAAAUGUCCAUUUCUCGUUCUGUCCAUCCGACUCCACCGCUGUCAAAUGCUUCGUCAUCCAGCUCGGACUCGGAGUCUGGUGGUUCACCAUCCCGCUCAAGACUCACAGACCACCUCCGCAACGUUGCCUUUUCGCCUAAACGCCCACGAAACGUCCUCGCAAGGACGUCCAUGUCCCCAGCUCAGCCCAACCACUCACAACAUUCUUCAGGCUCGCCUAUGCCAAGGAGACGGACCACCGCGGGAACGAACAAUACCACACCUGCAAAAGACAGCAUGGCCACUCCCCGACCAUCGAGACGACUCUUUAGCGGGGCUUCGAACAAAACGCCCGUUGCUCAGCCUGAGGUCCGCCUGCAACCCCCAACGCCUUCUACAGCAAGUUCCAAGUUUACUCGGAUGGCACGCGGGAUCGCGAAGGAUAUAGAGGAAGAGGCUAACAGGCCGCCGCCACAGCAGCAGCAACGUAAACCCUCCUCCCACGAAUCUCCCCGCCCCAAGGAUGUGGGCAACCAGAGUGUCAGGAGUAACGCUACCCGACGCGGCUUUUCCAGGGAGCAUUCCAAGAGCCGAAUUGUCUUGCCUGAUGUGACUGGCUUGACGAUGGCUGUCGAGUCUCCGGCGAGGUUGGGCAAAGAGUACUACCCCUAUGUGAGCGGCGCUCCUCGCGAAUCCGAGGUCCGGCUCUUGCAGACCCUCAAUAGUGUGCAAUCAAAACUUCAGCAACUCAAUGAAGAGAAUACGAUAUCCCGCCGGCGUGUGCACGAGCUGGAGAUGGAGCUGGACGAGUGCAAGCGGGAUGUGGCGCGUGAACGGACGAGGUUGUUGGAGAGGGAGGAGGUUAUGGUGCAGCAGCAUAAAGAUCUUUUGGAGGCUGUUGGGAGGGUCAAGGGGAAGGCUAAAGCGAGGAGUGAGGAAGAUGAAGAGGAAGUGACGAAGAGGUAUAAGGAGGCUGUUGAGGAGAAGAAAGCUCUUGAGGCUUUGAUCAACUCGCUCCGCACUCAUUUGACGCGGCUUACUUCUGAACUGUCGUCCCAGCAGGAACUGUUGUGUGAACUCCGUGACCUGCGCAACGCUGACUCUCAGACCCUCCGCGAAAAGGGCAACGAAAUUGUGCGGCUCAAUGAGGAGGUCGAGCGGUUAGCUGGGGAAAUUGAAGUGUUGAGAGGGGUGGUGGAGGAGGGGUUGAAGGAGAGGAGAGCUCAGCGGGAGGCGUCGAUCCAGCACGACCAGGCUGAUGUUGGGAUGUCUAGAGAUUUGGAGGAAGAGGAGGAGCAAGAGGAGGACAAUGGGGAGAGUGAUCGCGACGACGGGGCGAAGCCACCGGAAGAGGAGGAAGAGGAAGAAGACCUUGAAGGAUUCGACUCGUCCCGUGAACGUUCGCGAAUCGCUGAUCGUACCAUGCGCACUGACUUUGCCACUCUUGGUUCCUCCCGCUUUGGAGCUUCGACCUCUACACCUCACCGUGUCCAAUUCGUUGACCAGCGCGAGCUCGAUGAGAUUACUGCUGAAGUGGAGGAACGACGGUCGAACAACUCCGGGGCCAAUAUGAGUCGGUUGACCAUCGAGCCUUCGUUUGCGGUUGAUGUGGAAUCUGAGAAGGAGGAUGGGGAGGACGCGCAGUCGUCGUUUAACGGGUCGUAUAGGUCGAGAAGUCCUUCGCCCAUGCCUGUGCGAAGGCCUAGUCAGCAGCAGCAGCAGCGCUUGGGUUCGAGACAGCAGAGUGGCGCUGCUCGUGCGCCUGUUAUUCCUUCUACCCCUCCUUCCCGCAUCGAACCUCUCCCUCCUGUCCCAGCUCCUUCCAACCCAGCCCCCGCCAACACUAACGCCAACGCGAAUCCUCUAUCUAAAAGUCAAUCACGACGCGUCUCGUCUUCUAAACGUGCAACGCAACCCGCUGCAGCCCCGCCAGAGGUUUUGGAGACGCCUUUCCCUCAGAUUCGGGGUGAGAGGUUGGAGCGAUUGUUCUUUUCAGCGCCGGAACAUAAUCCGAAGACGUGCAAUGUGUGUUACAGGAGGAGGCAGCAUCGGGAUGACCCCAGGCGGUCGCCGAGCUAUUUGCCUAAUCAGCGGCGGGGUGGUUGGGCUCGAGGCGGUGCUCAGGACGGUGAGCAUGUGGAUGAGGAUGAGGAGGAUGAAGAUGAUGAAGGCUUUGCGGAGGGUUCGGAUGAUGCGCAUGGGGGACGCGCAAGGGCGGGUGUGUCGACUGACCCGAAUGCCUAUCGGAAUGCAGGACGUAAGGCUGGGCUGCCCCCUCAGACUGUUGUCAUGCGUGUUGUGCGUGAUCUGGAGGAUGAUUUUACGCAUUAUAAGAGUGUCUAUGUGGAGUUGGCGGACCAGUAUAAAGAGAUGGAUGCUGUGAGCGAUGUUCCCAGGCGGAAUUUGCUUGCGAAGCAUUUGAGAGAGGUGGUUGAUAUUUUGGAGCAAAAGGGCGACCAAAUUGCUUCCCUUUAUGAACUGUUGUCGUUUAAGGAUAAGCCGUCUGCGGAGUCUGGUGUUCCUUCUACGAGGCGGUCGUAG
Molecule: messenger RNA, 3111 nt
Organism: Coprinopsis cinerea okayama7#130
Lineage: Eukaryota; Fungi; Basidiomycota; Agaricomycetes; Agaricales; Psathyrellaceae
Exons: 5
Coding region: 1-3111 (1036 amino acids)
Molecular function (GO): microtubule binding
Source: RefSeq, a predicted model, not a curated record